UGUUAACACCCCCUCCCCCGCCCCUUUUGACCUUGAUAAGCCUAACACCUCACCACCUUUAGUUUAGAAGUCCUUUCACUGUGUAACCGUGGUGUUGUAUCUCGUUCAUCGAAGAAUAUCCAGUCGUCAUGAGGACCAUUCACAUCCUCCUGCUCUGCAUCCUGGGAGCUGCACUGUUAUCUCCAGUGCUCUGCAACAAUGGAUUUGGUCCUGAUAAAUGCUGCUUCGAUUACUACACAAGAAGAAUAAGGAAGGACUCUAUCACCUCAUAUGUCAAGGCUCAUAGCCACUGCCCCAAGGCUGCAACCAUAUUGGUGACAAAAAGGUCUCGUUACAUCUGUGUGGAUCCGAAUGAACCCUGGGUUUUGGACAUCAUGAAAUACCUGGACCCUUAAACUUGCUGUCUGCUUCUCUGUUAUGAUGCUACGAUGCUACAUAAACCAACUAUUUACUAUUUACAAUACUUAAAAUGCAUGAAGCGUCGAGAGUUCGUUCAUUAACCUGCAGCUAUGUUACAAGUCACACAAGAUUUUAUUUUUUUUUUUUUUGCUUUCAGUCAUUUUGAGCUUGAACGGACUCACUGACAAAAAGAAUGACUCUUUUUUUUGUGUAAUGUCUUUUGGAUGCUUUGUAAUAUCUUACUUUAUAAACCUUGUGCAAAUAAAAUUGUGAGCAGUGUGAAAA
Mugil cephalus (flathead mullet) is the source of this 684-nucleotide messenger RNA. RefSeq names its product C-C motif chemokine 4-like. NCBI's taxonomy places the organism in Eukaryota, Metazoa, Chordata, Actinopteri, Mugiliformes, Mugilidae. Gene Ontology annotation, molecular function: chemokine activity; CCR chemokine receptor binding. The transcript is spliced from 3 exons. Bases 129 to 395 code for a protein of 88 amino acids. The record is from RefSeq and is a predicted model, not a curated record. Gene Ontology annotation, biological process: cellular response to interleukin-1; immune response; positive regulation of ERK1 and ERK2 cascade. Gene Ontology annotation, cellular component: extracellular region.